AUGGAAGUCUCGCCGCAGACUAACGAUGCGCUGAUCGACUCAAUAAUGGGAUCGUUCGAAACAUUACAUCGUGGACAUGUGAAUGCAAAGUUGUUACUGUUACUCAUUGAAACGCUUGGCCAUCUCAACGCCAAGAUGUUGAAAGGAAGGUUCCAAAGUUCGGAGUUGAAAGGAUUCGAUAUCUUCUCACCUAUCCUCAAGUGCAAUGGUCUAGAGAAUAAAGACGAAAUAGUGGGAGUUCUUGUGGCAUACUGUUCUGUGUAUGCAGAGCUACAGCCAUUGAUAACUGGAUCUGUUGCUACAUGGGUACCUCUUUUAAGGUCAGCUAAUCACGAAAUAUUAUAUUUUCGACCUGGAUUUUAUACCAUUGUUUCUCUAUUCGGGAAGAAUGCGAAGGUGAGUGAGAUAAUUCCAAAACUGUUAAAAUUCAACCUUGGAGACGUAGUAAGACAGUUGUGGAUACCACAAUGGAUAUCAUUCGUAAAUAAUGGCAAAGGUGGCUAUGGAAGGAAAUUAAUCGAAUCUGAUUUGAAUAUAGCGCUGAAUGAAGGAAAAAUGGAUUUUUUUAUUGCAACAAUGAAGUCAACAAUCAUAGAGGAAAGGAAUGUGACGGAUAGAUCCUCGAGCCCACCAUUUUCAUUUUUGUUUCACAAACUUAGCCAAAGAGGAAUCUUGUUCUCUAGAUGGGUCGAUAAGGGUCUGUACCAAGAAUUUUCGACAUAUUUGUUAAGCAGUGGAAGUAAAAAACGGGAUCAAGAGAUGGACAGUUUAAAUUUCCAGCUUGAAAUUCUAAUGGAAGUUGUGGAUCAUCCAGAGACCAAUUAUUUCGAGGAGCCAAAGCUGGUGACAUUUUUGUAUCUCUCCUUAGACAAGAUAUAUGACAUACCAUGCAACCAGUUACAUUUAACAUUGGGUGCCCUAGGAUCAACACAAAGUUUGUUUGCCCUUCUGAACAUGGUACAGUAUCUUUUGAGUAAAUUUUUGAUUGAUACCGGGAAUAUCUGCGAAUUAUUACAAGGAACCCAGAUUGAGAUGCAAUUGACUAAAGAGAAAAAUCAAAAAUGGUACAAGUCAAAAAAUAAUUCAACAAAGCUGCCCUCUUGGUUCCACUCUUCGAUAUUGACGCAUAAUCCACCCAUCACAAAGUCACUUUUUGUGUACGAUAAGGACGAUUGGUUGAAGAUCGAAUCAACAAGCACGAGUCAGAUAGUGGAGUUACUCUUUGCAUGCCUUAUUAACAGUCUGUUGAUAAGCGCAAAGCUCCUCAAAGAAUACCGGAAGAUUAAACUAGACCCUCUUGCUUUUGAUAUUAGUGGAAUUGAAGUAAAUGAGAACACCUUCAAGAUCGAAUACCUGAUAAAAGAGCAAUACAUGGACCUACAUCUCAUUUCUUUGUUCAGUUCUUUGGUACUUUCAGAACAGAUAUCAAGUUGUACCAACCAAUUCUACGAAGGUAAAAAAAAUGCUUUAAGCAACGACAUCCUAUUUUCCAGUACAAUGAAUGUAUUUAAGGAGUUAUUGGAAAGUCAUGGGACAAUCGGUCUGCACCAUUUGAUAAAUUUUGCUGCCCGCAUGUCAGAAGAUGAUCUGACAAUAAAAUCGAUAUCACUAAAACUUCUUAACGCUUUGCUUUUUGACAAUGACGACAGUCUCGCCAGAAACCUGUUACAGAAAAAUGCAAUUGUCUACCAAGCGUUACACAGAUUUAUUGUUAUAUGGGAUGAUGGGUCAGAAAUAUUUAGGCCAUUUCAUGAGAGACUUUUCCAUACAGAACAACCUCAGCCCAAGGCAACUUCAGUUACAAUUUCCGCACUUCUUGAACUUUUGCCGAAUUACGAAUCAAUGUUACAGAUUAUAAGUGAACAAAGAGUUCAAAAACCUGCAAAUCGAGCUCAAACGCAAUGUCAUAGAGAAAAAGGCCAAUGCGUACUCCAGACUUCUGGCUAUAAAUUCAAUCCUUAUUCUGCACCAUCUUUUGUUCCUGCCAAAAAAACGACCAUUGAACCAUCAAAAGAAACAUCAUCUCUUACUGAACAGCCAUCGCCACAAGCAUUGAUAAAGAGGUCUCCAGAGCCUUGGGCUAAUUACCGCAGGGAUAUAACCAAAGUACCAGUAUCAUCCAAUCAAGACCGACAAUCCAUGUUCAGACCGAGCAUUGACUAUAGCACCUACACUUCUGCUGGUUCUCGCACAGAGCAAGGUCAAAGUUCUUUUGCUUUCAGCAACAUAUCUAGUCAAAUUUCAGUCCCAAAGACACCAGAUAUGUCAUCAUCUACAAUGUUCAGCAAUCCUUGGGAAGAAUCACCCAGUAUGCAUUCAACUCCCAACAUAAGUAAAAUCGUGAACACGGGUAAAAACUAUAUAUUAGGUGGUCAUAAUAGAAUGAAGAACAAUAGCAGGGCGCAGUCAAUCCACAUUGAUGAUUUUGAACAGACUUAA
Messenger RNA from Zygotorulaspora mrakii, 2439 nucleotides. RefSeq names its product Vir1p (gene VIR1). The record is from RefSeq and is a predicted model, not a curated record. Lineage: Eukaryota; Fungi; Ascomycota; Saccharomycetes; Saccharomycetales; Saccharomycetaceae. The transcript has a single exon. The coding region runs from base 1 to 2439 and encodes 812 amino acids.